Messenger RNA from Loxodonta africana (African savanna elephant), 13212 nucleotides. It is a transcript of the gene CBR4, whose product is annotated as carbonyl reductase 4. The record is from RefSeq and is a predicted model, not a curated record. The transcript has 5 exons. Gene Ontology annotation, molecular function: oxidoreductase activity, acting on the CH-OH group of donors, NAD or NADP as acceptor. Lineage: Eukaryota; Metazoa; Chordata; Mammalia; Proboscidea; Elephantidae. Bases 221 to 934 code for a protein of 237 amino acids.
UCCGUACGCGCUGACGUCAGCGCUAUGACUCCUUACGCCUGGCUUUUCUUCGAGUCUCCCUGGAUUGCCAGAGUCCGGCGACAGGAGGAGGUGUGGAGGUGUGCAUUUUUGUGGCGGUUUAGUUUCUCUUGGAGUCGCAGGGGUGUAAAAGUGUGAGGAACCUGGAAAGGCCCGCCACUCCCAGCCCUCUUUCUCCGAGUUUGCGAUUUCGAAGUCCAAGAUGGCCAAAGUCUGUGCCGUUUUUGGAGGUUCCCGGGGCAUUGGCAGGGCGGUGGCCCGGUUACUGGCCCAGAAAGGCUACCGACUGGCGAUUGUCGCCAGGAAUCUGGAAAUGGCCAAAGCCGCCGCCGGGGACCUCGGCGAUGGUCAUUUGGCAUUUAGCUGUGAUGUUGCCAAAGAACAUGAUGUUCAAAGUACGUUUGAAGAGAUGGAGAAACAUUUAGGUCGAGUUAAUUUCCUGGUAAAUGCAGCUGGUGUUAACAGGGAUAGCCUUUUGGUGAGAACUAAAACUGAAGAUAUGAUAUCUCAGCUUCAUACUAACCUCUUGGGUUCCAUGCUGACAUGUAAAGCUGCUGUGAAGACUAUGAUUCAGCAACAGCAGGGGUCUAUUGUUAACAUAGGAAGUGUUGUUGGUCUAAAAGGCAAUUCUGGCCAGUCUGUAUACAGUGCCAGUAAAGCAGGAUUAGUUGGAUUUUCACGUGCUCUUGCUAAGGAGGUAGCAAGAAAGAAAAUUAGAGUGAAUGUCGUUGCUCCAGGAUUCGUUCACACAGAUAUGACGAAAGACUUGAAAGAAGAACAUUUAAAGAAAAAUAUUCCUCUUCAGAGGUUUGGAGAACCCAUUGAAGUGGCACACGCGGUUGUGUUUCUUUUAGAAUCGCCAUAUAUCACAGGGCAUGUUCUAGUCGUGGAUGGGGGAUUACAACUUGUAAUGUAACUUACCGAUUUUCAAUAACAAUGAUGGUUAGCAUCAAGGGCGUACUUUGGCAGUUAUACCUACAUGGGUGACAUUUGCUAAUCAAACCUAUUGAUGCUAUAAGUGUUGAUUUCCAUCGUUGUGUAAAUAUGUCAGAAAAGAACAGUGUUUGACCAGUCAUGUUUUCUAAAGAAUAUAUAUCAUUUAUCUUUUGUUAUCUUAUGAAAUGUAGCAAUUUUACUAUAUAGCCAUUUUGCAAGUAAUAGAAAUAGGUAUCUUAUAUAAAGUGGAAAAAAUUAUAUUGUCUAAUAAAACCAAAAAACCAAAACCAAACCAAACCAAACCCAUUGCUGUCAAGUCGACUCUGACUCAGCAACCCUAUAGGACAGAACAGAACUGUCCCAGAGGGUUUCCAAGUAGUUCCUGGUGGAUUCGAACUGCCAGCCUUUUGGUUAGCAGCCGUAGCUCUUAACCACUACACCACCAGGGUUUCCUUUGGUCAGGCUGGAUUUUCUAGAAGUUAUUUUUAUAGGCCAUUGCCAAAAUAAGAGUAUUUAGAGGAUAUUGGUUGUCAAUACUUUUAGCAAACCUGCUGAAGUUAAACAUUGUAUACACUGCAUGCAAAAAUAUGCCUGAGAUGAUCAAUUAUUAUACAGGUUGGGAAAAACAGUAUUGUUAUGAUAAAGACAUGAAUUUGGAGUCUGGUUUCUUCUAGUGGUGUUACUCCUGAUUGAAUAGCUGGGCAAAAUAAUCUGCCAGUUUAAGUGUGGUAUAGUUGACCCAUUCUAUAGAAAUUCUCCAAAGUGUUAAGGAUUAAUCCCUGUAUUAAGCUUUUAAUAUUUGUUACAUAAUGAGCUGCAUAGAUCCCAUGAAUUUAGGAAAUAUUUUUUUAGUUAGAAAAAACUCAGUAGAGAGGGCUACUUAAAAAUAGUGUAAGAAAUAUGACAUUUUAAAAAUAAAGAACAUUUUACGCUAAUGAAUGUAAUGAUUCUCACCCAAAAAUUUUAGGAAAAUACUAAACAAUUAUUUACUUAAUUACUUAUUCUUUAAGUCAUAACUUAUAAAUGUGCAAUAACAAUUGUUACCAGAGAGACUGCCCUCGGUUCUUGUCUUCGGUGUAGGAAAGAAUUCAAACACUGAGACAAAUAGUGCCAAGCGAGCAGAGGUUCAUUAGCUGGCAGAGGGUUAGCAGCAAAAAUACAAUUGACUAGGGAGCGUCAAGUGGGCUACUCAGAUAGAAAGAGAUUCUGAGUGCCCCGACAGUUGUUUUCCUAGGGUUUUAUACCCUUUUUCUCCUAUCUCACCCUAUUAACGUUUAACUGCCAAGUCAGGGACCCCUGUAGAGAGCAUUUCCUUGGCUUAAUGUUUAACAGCCAAGUCAGGGACCCCUGUAAAGACCAUUUCCUUGGUUUAUUUAAUUACCAAGUUAAAACCGAAAAAACCAACCCCACUGCCUUCGAGUCAAUUCUGUCUCAUAGCAACCCUACAGGACAGGGUAGAACUGCCCCACUGGGUUUCCAAGGAGCGCCUGGUGCAUUCGAGCUGCUGACCUUUUGGUUAGCAGCCAUAGCACUUAACCACUACACUACCAGGCAUUACCAAGUUAGGGACUAUCUUACUGAGGAAUGUCACCACCCCCAUCUCCUUCUCCUCCUGAGUGCAAGCUCUCUCCCUCCCUCUUACAUCCUUUCCCCAUCAAGUGCCAUUCUCUGAAAUCUUUGGGGUUGUUGAAGGGGGGUGGUCCGUCUUCUGUAACUACUUCCUGCGGUCAGUGGGGCAUAGAGCUGGCCCUAGAAGAGGCACUUGUUCCCUAAUGGGGGGUUUGCUUGACUUCGGGAGCUGAGGAUGGGUGCGUUGGGCAGCUUGAUCCAAAGGGCUUUCAGGACUUGCAUUAUUUGAUGAUGUCUGAAUUACAGCCGUUUGCAAUUGAAACUUUUGUAAUCUGGAAGAUACAAAAUGAGUUAGUAUUUUAAGGAGGCAGGGUCCAAACAGUAAAAGAAGAAUCAAAGGCAUUAAAGGGCCAAGGAACAGUAUUAGCCAAGAGCCCCAUGACCAGAUGGAUGACCAAGAGUUCCAUCCUUGUGUUUGGAUUUGUCUGGCCUUAUCUAAAAAGUGGUGGAUAUGUUCUUGGACUUGGCCAGUUUGGUUCACCCAAAAGCAGCAUUGUUCACCUAGCAUGGAACAUAUACCCCCGUGGAUAGCCACAUGUCCACAUGAAGUACUACAGCUGCCAAAGAAUUUAUUUGAGUUUGUAGAGUAGCUAUAGAGGCUGUUACCUGGUUAUUGAGCUGGGCUAGUCCAAGUGAGAGGUUUGCAUAAACUUGAGCAGCUCCUAGCGCCCCAGUGGUUCCAGCUGUGAGGCCAGCCAUUCUGAUAAGACUGCUAAGUCCUAUUAACAUGGGAAUUAGGGGCCAUGUUCUUUUCACCACCUUAUGAGUGGUGCCUAAAGGUAAAGGGAUAGGCGCUCUUGCUUCAGCUAAAGACACAGGAGGGAGGACAUAUCCUACUGUGCAUAAUCCCGUCUAAUUUGUGGGUGGGCAUAUAUAAGCUGCAGUUCCACAUGCAUAAUGUAGGCCUGAAGAUAAUGGAAGACAACCUGAGACAUGGUAUACACCUGAUGAGGUAUAAUUGUAUGGAGUUGGCUUUUGGAAGGUGGAGGUAUAUUUCCAAAAGUAUGUGACAGCUAGGGCAGCUACUGUUAGCGGACUAAAGCAGGGGGUAAUGUUAUGGGUGGCAUUGUUGUUUUAGGUUUUCUCAGAAGGUCAUUUUGUGGAUGGCUUCUGUGAAAACCUUUUCCUUGGUGGUUUAAUGUUGUUGCUGGAUUUCCAUUUGGAAGCGGCCAGAAGGGUCAAAUGGUCACAACCCAGUGGUAUCUCCUGGAAAAACCCUCCAGUGUAGUCUAACUGUGUGUCUGAAGAGGUACUUGUGGGGGAAGGUUAACCGGCUGGAUGAGGACAGAGGAUCAGGGAAAAAUGCCGUUAGGUUCCUGAGGUUGUGUGUUAUCGUGACGAUUGUAUUGUAAAAGGAACGCUUUAGAGAUCUUACCUGUUAUGAGUAUCUUUGGCGACCUGGUGAGUAAAUGCACAACAGGCUUUGCCCCCCCUCUUAUUUGUACUCCCUGGUACAUGGUCCCUGUGAUAGGGUGUAUAGUUUGGUUAUCAUAGCUUUUGAACACCCCCUGAACUCCGGUGGAGAGGGUAUAGUGAAGAAAGCCUGAUGUUUGAGCCCAGACCUGCCAAGAGGCGGGCCAGCUUUCUGCGGACUGUCCCCAACCCUGUAGACAAAUCCAGCAGGACUGGUUAUAUUUGCUGUGUAUAAGCACCUUUAUGACUCCCUGAACCAUGUUUUUGUUAGAAGAGAGGGGUCCUUGGUAGGAGGUUAGUACGGAAAAGGUGGAUCCUGUGUAAAAGUUACUGACCUUUCCGCUACAUCUAGGGUUACCAUCGGCUCCUCUGCACCGAUGUUGAUGUUUUCGGUGUUCCUGCCAGUAGCUCUUGGAGCCCAGGGUUCCCUCAGCUUAAGGCCAUUUCCAUUGAGGGAUUGGGCCUGGGAGUCCUUCGAUUCUCAGGGCAGUCUCACCUCCAGUGGCCAUGCUGUUGGCAAUUGGGACAGGGCUUCUGGGGCAGUUUGUUUCGGGGGCAAUCCCUUUUCUAGUGGCCAAGUUGACCACAUUUGUGACAUGCACCGGGUGUAGUAUCCUUGGGUCUUCUUGCUGGCAGUGGGUGGUGCCUGCCCUGUAGGGCGGUGGUGAGGAGAUGAGCCUGUUUCUUCUCUUUUUUUUUUCUUCUUUUCUCAGAGCCUUUCUUCCUCUUCUUGGUCUCUACUAUAAAAGACCAAGGAAGAGACCUUUAACAGUUCGUUUAAGGGAGUUUGGGGUCUUAGCCCUUGUUUUUGAAGUUCGUGCCUAAUGCCUGGAGCAGAUUGAGUUAGAAAUCUGUCUUUUAAAACUACCUCCCUUUCUGGUGAUCCUGGGUCUAAAUUGGUAUACUUUAAGAGGGCUUCUUUAGUCUUUCUAGGAAGGCAGUAGGGUUUUCUUGGGGCCCUUGGUCGAUGGUGGCCAUUUUAUUGAAAUUGGUAGGUUUCAUCGUGCAAGCCCCCCACGUGUCUGUCAGCUUGUCGUACUGUGGGGGCUUGCAUGUUGCUGUGAUGCUGGAAGCUAUGCCACUGGUAUUCAGAUACCAGCAGGGCCACCUGUGGAGGACAGGUUUCAGCUGAGCUUCCAGACUAAGACAGACUAGGAAGAAGGACCCGGCAGUCUACUCCUGAAAAGCAUUAGCCAGUGAAAACCUUACGAGUAGCAGUGGAACAUUGUGUGAUAUAGUGCUGGAAGAUGAGCCCCCCAGGUUGGAAGGCACUCAAGAUGACUGAGGAAGAGCUGCCUCCUCAAAGUAGAGUCGACCUUAAUGACGUGGAUGGAGUAAAGCUUUCGGGGCCUUCAUUUGCUGAUGUGGCGUGACUCAAAAUGAGAAGAAACAGCUGCAAACAUCCAUUAAUAAUAGGAACCUGGAAUGUAUGAAAUAUGAAUCUGGGAAAAUUGGGAAUCUUCAAAAAUGAAAUGGAACGCAAAACAUCGAUAUCCUAGGCAUUAGUGAGCUGAAACGGACUGGUACUGGCCAUUUUGAGUUGGACAAUCAUAUAGUCUACUAUGCUGGGAAUGACAACUUGAAGAAGAAUGGUGGAUUCAUUGUCAAAAAGAAUGUUUCAAGAUCCAUCCUGAAGUACAACGCUGUCAGUGAUAGGCUAAUAUCCAUAUGCCUGCAAGGAAGACUGGUUAAUAUUACUAUUACUCAAAUUUACUGCACCAACCACUAGGGCCAGAGAUAAAUAGAAGAUUAUUAUCAGCUGCUGCAGUCUGAUAUUGAUCGAACGUGCAAUCAAGAUGCAUUGAUAAUUACUGGAAACAAAGAAGAAGGAUCAGUAGUUGGAAAAUAUGGUCCUGGUGAUAGAAACAAUGCUGGAAAUCGAAUCAUAGAAUUUUGCAAGACCAACGACUUCUUCACUGCAAAUACCUUCUUUCACCAACAUAAAUCGUGACUGUACACAUGGACCUCACCAGAUGGAACACACAGGAAUCAAACUGACUACAUCUGUGGAAAGAGAUGAUGGAAAAGCUCAAUGUUAUCAGUCAGAACAAGGCCAGGGGCCGACUGUGGAACAGACCAUCAAUUGCGCAUAUGCAAGUUCAAGCUGAGACUGAAGAAAAUCAGACCAAGUCAACGAGAGCCAAAAUAUGACCUUCAGUAUAUCCCAUCUGAAGUUAGAUACCAUCUGAAGAAUAGAUUUGACGCAUUGAACACUAGCGACUGAAGACCAGACAAGUUGUGGAAUGACAUCAAGGACAUCAUCUAUGAAGAAAGUAAGAGGUCAUUAAAAAGACAGGAAAGAAAGAAAAGACCGAGAUAGAUGUCAGAAGAGACUCUGAAACUCGCUCACGAACGUUGAGCAGCUCAAGCAAAAGGAAGAAUUGAUGAAGUAAAAGAACUGAACAGAAGAUUUCAAAGGGCGGCUUGAGAAGGUAAAGUAUUAAAACGACAUGUGCAAAGAGCUGAAGAUGGAAAACCAAAAGGAAAAAACACUCUUGGCGUUUCUCAAGCUGAAAGAACUGAAGAAAAAAUUCAAGCCUUGAGUUGCAAUAGUGAAGGAUUCUAUGGGGAAAAUAUUAAACGAUGCAGGAAGCAUCAAAAGAAGAUGGAAGGAAUACACAGAGUCAUUAUACCAAAAAGAAUUAGUCAAUGUUAAACCAUUUCAAGAGGUGGCAUAUGAUCAGGAACCAAUGGUACUGAAGGAAGAAGUCCAAGCUGCUCUGAAGGCAUUGGUGGAAAACAAGGCUCCAGGAAUUGAUGGAAUAUCAAGUGAGAUGUUUCAACAAACAGAUGCAGCGCUGGAGGUGCUCACUUGUCUAUGCCAAGAAAUAUGGAAGACAGCUUCCUGGCCAGCUGACUGGAAGAGAUCCAUAUUUAUGCCUAUUGCCAAGAAGGGUGAUCCAACGAAAUGUGGAAAUUAUAGAACAAUAUCAUUAAUACCACAUGCAAGCAAAAUUUUAGUGAAGAUCAUUCAAAAACGGCUGCAGCAAUAUAUCAACAGGGAACUGCCAGAAAUUCAGGCCGGUUUCAGAAGAGGAUGUGGAACCAGGGCUAUCAUUGCUGAUGUCAGAUGGAUCCUGGCUGAAAGCAGAGAAUACCAGAAGAAUGUUUACCUGUGUUUUAUUGACUAUGCAAAGGUAUUCGACUGUGUGGAUCAUAACAAAUUAUGGAUAACAUUGCGAAGAAUGGGAAUUCCAAAACAUUUAAUUGUGCUCAUGAGGAACCUUUACAUAGAUCAAGAGGCAGUUGUUGGGACAGAACAAGGGAAUACUGAUUGGCUUAAAGUCAGGAAAGGUGUGUGUCAGGGUUGUAUUCUUUCACCAUACCUAUUCAAUCUGUGUACUGAGCAAAUAAUACAGGAAGCUGGACUAUAUGAAGAGGAACCGGGCAUCAGGAUUGAAGGAGGACUCGUUAACAACCUGCGUUAUGCAGAUGACACAGCCUUGCUUGCUGAAAGUGAAGAGGACUUGAAGCACUUACUGAUGAAGAUCAAAGACCACAGCCUUCAGUAUGGAAUGUACCUCAACAUAAAGAAAACAAAAAUCCUCACAACUGGACCAAUGAGCAACAUCAUGAUAAAUGGAGAAAAGAUUGAAGUUGUCGAGGAUUUCAUUUUACUUGAAUCCACAAUCAACAGCCAUGGAAGCAGCAGUCAAGAAAUCAAAAGACACAUUGCCUUGGGUAAAUCUGCUUCAAAGGACCUCUUUAAAGUGUUGAAGAGCAAAGAUGUCACCUUGAAGACCAAGGUGCGCCUGACCCAAGCCAUGGUAUUUUCAAUUGCAUCACAUUCAUGUGAAAGCUGGACGAUGAAUAAGGAAGACCGAAGAAGAAUUGACGUCUUUGAAUUGUGGUGUUGGCGAAGAAUAUUGAAUAUACCGUGGACUGCCAAAAGAAUGAACAAAUCUGUCUUAGAAGAAGUACAGCCAGCAUGCUCCUUAGAGGCAAGGAUGGUGAGACUGGGUCUUACAUACUUGGGACAUGUUGUCAGGAGGGAUCAGUCCCUCGAGAAGGACAUUAUGCUUGGCAGAGUACAAGGUCAGCGGAAAAGAGGAAGACCCUCAACGAGGUGGAUUGACACAGUGGCUGCAACAAUGAGCUCAAGCAUAACAAGGAUUGUAAGGAUGGCUCAGGACCGAGCAGUGUUUCGUUCUGUUGUGCAUAGGGUCGCUAUGAGUCGGAACCGACUCAACGGCACCUAACAGCAACAACAACAACAUCCUGCAAACUUUCAUUCCCUAAACCAGGCACGCUAACAUGUGGCCUUUCGCCCAUCUGCCUCUUUGGGUAUUAUAAUCCUGUUUGGGGUCUAUGCCUGGGACUGUGGCGGUGCCCAUGGGGUAGGCCUGUUGGUUUUGUAUAUAUAGCCCAUCUGCGAAUCAUCUGGCUGUCUCAGUGAGAUUUAAUCUUUCUCCCUGGGUGAGUGUUUGGUUACAGUUUGUCAUUAUGUCUUUCCAACCUAAAUCAAAGGUGAGUGUUAAGCUCUUAAAUUUUUCUGUGUAGUUGUUAGGGUCAUCAGAGAAACUUCCUAGUUCUGUUUUUAGCUUUCCUAAGUCCUGCAUUGAAAAGGGAACCUGUACCCUGACUGGUCCAUCAGGGCCAGCCCCUUCUUGAAGGGGGCACAGGUAAGAUGGUGAAGGUGCUGUGGACAAGGAAUUGGAGUAGGGAGGCGUAGGAGGAACAGACAUUUCUUUGGUGUUUAAGGGUGGGGUUGUAAGGUUGGUAGGAUUUGGGUCUAAGGUGUCUAUUGUUUGGUUUGUAAUGAUGGCGAGAACUGCGGGAUCUAUCUUACACUUUUUAUACAGUUUUACAUUUUCUGUUAGGGCCAUAAAAACCUGGACAUUAGGGAACUCUGUCCAUUUGCCUUGUUUCCAGCAAAACAGAUCUAGCUGUAGGGUGGUAUUGUAAUUUAGACUCCCCUGUUCUGGCCAGGGAAACCCUGGUGGCGUAGUGGUUAAAUGCUACGGCUGCUAACCAAAAGGUCAGCAGUUCGAAUCUGCCAGGCGCUUCUUGGAAACCCUGUGGGGCAGUUCUACUCUGUCCUGUAGGGUCUCUAAAAACCAAAAAACCAAACCCGUUGCCGUCGAGUCGAGUCUGACUCAUAGCGACCUUUUGGACAGGGUAGAACUGUCCCACGGAGUUUCUAAGGAGCGCCUGGUGGAUUUGAACUGCUGACCCUUAGGUUAGCAGCCACAGCACUUACCACCAUACCACUGUAGGGUUUCCUGUAGGGUCUCUAUGAGUCAGAAUUGACUUGACAGCAAUGGGUUUUUUUUUUUUUUUGGUUCUGGCCGGAUUUCUCCAUUUCUGAGUUUAUAUUGAGGCCACACUGUGUUACAAAAGAAGACUAAUCUCUUUUUCUUCAGGGUUUGAGGGUCAAACCUGUACCAAUUUUUGAGGAUACAUCCCAGAGAUGAGGCUGGUGCUACCAAGUUUUGGUUUCCCAUUUGGAAAGGAACAGAGUGAAUCAUAGGGGGUAGGAUGUCUCCUGUGCCCGCCUAUGUUAAAUCACUGCCCAGAGAAGGUGUCCCUUCUCAGGCCUGGGCUUCCAGAAUUAACUAGUCUUACUGUGUAGCCUGCACCUGAAGUUUCUUGCCUAGAAACUUCUUACUGCCUCUGUCCUAGGGGUCCUUGUUUAUGUUGGGCUUCCAGAAUUAACUAGUCUUACUGUAUAGCCCGUCCUAAAGUUUCUUGCCCAGAAACUUCCUACUGCCUCUGUCUGGGAAGUCCUCAUUUCAUUGGCAAACUUUACUGUCUAUUGAAGUGGACUCCUUGAUUGCCUUGCCCCGUGACACACUGCGUAAUCCUGGGUGUCCCUUGGAAUUGGGCGUAUGAGAUGAUUUAGCAUUUGUGGGAGCCCCUCUUCUGUCCAUACCCGGCGGGGGGGUAAUCUUAUUUUCUGGACCCCUCCCUUUUUCUCUCUAGAACCAACAAACCUGUUCCUCAUGUCUGCCCCUCUCUGUAUACUUUAUGAAUUGUUUCUGCACACUGAAGGAGGGAAUCAGGGCAUGGAGGGCUGUCAUAAAGUAGACUCCUGCAGCCCACUUCUUUGUAUACUCUCGGACAUUCAGAUUCUUUGUGGGGGGGGUAACAGAUAUAACUUCAGUUAGUCUAAUGAAUAACCUCAAGAUUCUUGAUUCAAUGAGGUGGACCAGUGUGUCCCUAUUCAUUCUUUUAUAACAUGAAAGCAGGAGGAGCUGAACAAGGAAAGGCCACCUGUGUUUAGCUUCACAAUGGCGGUAUAAACAGGAAAGGGAGAGAGGUCCUUCACUGGAACUAUUAUCCCUUAAAAACCUUUACAAAUACGGCAGCGAUCCCUUUUGCAAAGCACACACGGAGGAUAUAGAUGCAAAUAUGUUAGCCAGAAGUUGGAUGGAGCUGAGAGGUGCAAAAGGUAGAUGGGUGACUGGUCUCUUAAAGAGACUUGCUGACUUGGCAUGACUGUUGCUGGGGGUCAGGUGUUCUGGGCUCAAAAUGUGCUGUUUUGUGAGCAGGACUCCUAGAGGGUGUGACUCCUCUAGUCGGCCGACGCUUCUCUAACAUGUCUCGGUUUCUCUCCCGGUUGUCUAAGACAGUCAGGAGGGGUUGGAGCGAUGGGCGGCCAACCCUUCUGUGUGCAUCCCUGGAUGAGCCUGGUUGUUAAUUAAGGAAAGUUGAAAUUCCCUUGAGGCCUCUCCAUGUCUUGGGUUUGACCUAGACACCUCCGCAAAGCGGAGGAAGUGCUUCUUUUCUUCAGAGUCUGAAAGAGUCAGACACUCAUUAUUACCAUAUUGUUGUUAACCAAGUACAGACAAAUCUUUCUAGCACCUCUUAGACCUCUCUCUUAAGAAGAAAAAAAACACACACGUAGAUGUAGGGGUACCUCGGUGCAGGGCUGGAAAGGAAAAAAGAGAACCUGCGCUCUGAGGUGGACUCACCAUUUUCCGGACGAAGGAGGAGGAAGUUUUAUGUCUGAGUCAUGGCACCAGAAGAUGAUACCAGAGAGAAUGCCUUCAGUUCUUGUCUUCAAUGUAGGAAAGAAUUCAAACACUGAGACAAAUAGUGCCAAGCAAGCAGAGGUUUAUUAGCUAGCAGAGGGUUAGUAGCAAAAAUAUACUUGACUAGGGAGCAUAAAGUGGGCUACUCAGAUAGAGAGUCUGAGUGCCCCCCGAUAGUCAUUUUCUUAGGGUUUUAUAGUCUUUUUCUCGUAUCUCCCCUUGUUAAUGUUUAACUGCCAAGUCAGGGACCCCUGUAGAGAGCAUUUCCUUGGCUUAAUGUUUAACAGCCAACUCAGGGACCCCUGUAGAGACCACUUAUCAUUUAAUUACCAAGUUAGAGACCAUCUUAUUGAGGAAUGUCACCACCGCCUAUCUUUCUGCUCCUGAGUCCAAGCUCUCCCCCUCUCUCUUACAUAAUGAAUUAAAUGUGUCUACAUGGAAUAGUUAAAGCAUUAGUCUUAAAAGAGAACAAUUGCCUACAAAUAGAGACUGUGGGGCAAAGAACUGAGUUGGGCCUUUUUUCUCUGGUUUUUGAAAAUAGCCCUGGGAAUAGCCCAAGCAGUUAAGAUGCUCUUUGUGUUCCCAAAUAGCCAGGUGACACUUGAACUUGUGGAAAUAAGUAGGGCCCAUGCAGGUCCCACCCUAGCACUAGGUCUCUGGAAGGAAGGUAGCAUGAUGUAUUCAGCACUCCUGUUCGUUGCAUGCAUAUUCAGUGGUGCCCCAGUGACUACAGGACCUUGGAGCCCUCUCUUUCUGGGCUUCCUGGAUUUGGUGAGAACAUCCAUGAAUGGGAGAUGGUAGCAGGUCCUUGUGGAAAAUAGAAACCUUGUGCCAGGAAUUCUACCAGACCUUUCCUUAUAUGGCUUUGCUUUGAUCCUUUCUGGUUAUAAUAAUGCGUAACUGUAAGUAUAGGUAGUCACCAUGAGUUCUACUAGUAAUUGUGGAAAGUUAUCAAACCCACCUGGGGCAGUGGGAGGCAGCAGUGACAGCCAGAAGGGGCUGGAGGGACAUAGUCCUAACUUGUGGAGACCCAACUCCAUGUGGUUAUCAGAGAGAGAAAGUGCCAGGAUGAUGAAGUGGGAAAGUGGGGAUAUGAGUUAUCUUCGCAUUUUGGAAAUUAGCCUUAUGUUGGCUGUAAGUAAUGGGGAGAUACAGACACAAAAUAAAUGUAAAAUAUCAGGCAACAUCUGUUUUGCAUUUAAUUGUUUUGUGGUGAAUACUAUAUUUUAAAUGUCACUGAAUUCAUGUUGAAUUUUAGUCAUUUUUCAAAUUAUUUUAAAUAUUUGCUGCUUUUUGAAAAGUAACAUUUUUAUAACUUUAUUGGAGCUGAUCCUUUUGUAAAAGAGAUUUAAUUUUAUAUUGAAAGUCAGUGGAAAAAUAUUGUCAAAGAGUGAGAACACAUACUCUGUUAAAAUAAAAGUAAAGAGAUUUAUUGAGGAAUAAAAAAUAAAACUAUUUGCAUGUUGGCCACCAACCUUGUAGACAAUAUGAAGUAUGGAGGGAGAGGUGUGCUGUUACGGUAAAAAUGGGGAAGGGGAGUGUGUGAUGGUUGCACGCUUAGAGCCACAAGGUGGGUAUGUGUGUCAUCAGCAGUUCUAUUUUCAGCUACCUUCUUCCUGGAACAUCUUGAGUAAACUCUUUCUCCUACAGUCACAUUCCUGACCCACUCCCUUACUUACUAAGAAUGACUUGGUGCAAGAGCCAGGCCGGUUAAACAAGAUGAUUGAUAGGGGCCUGGGGUCUCCUGGUUACACUCAGCCAGUGGCUCAAGGCCAUAUGCAUAUGAAUGAGAAGAAGUAAAGAUGCGUUCUCAGGAAGGCAGAAGCAGGAGCUUGUAACAAAAUGGAGUUUUGAUUCAGCUCUUAUGUCAGCCAUUUUGUUAUGCCAAAUGCCUACGUUUCAGAGGUUUGCUAGCACAAUAUGAACAGUAUAUAGUAAGCAAAUAUAAAGUAACAAUGUUAUGUCUAAGUCAGUAUUUGUUCUAAAUCAGUAUUCCUGGUUCCUUAAAAAUUAUUUUAAGUUUAUCUUUGGAAUAGUCUUCUUAGAGAAGUCUGUUUAGGAUGUGAGAAAGUCAGUUGGCUAUGAGUAAAAUUAAUAUUAAUAAACUGUCUACUAAAAAUAAGGCAUGGUAAUGUACAGAAUUUACCUGGCAUUAGCAAUAUAGGAAAGGCAGCACUCAGGAUGGAUUCAAGUGUGGUGGAUGAUGCUUCUAGGGUCGGAGAGUUUAUGCAGAGUAGGUAGU